Messenger RNA from Oppia nitens, 1352 nucleotides. Its product is annotated as carboxypeptidase B-like. The transcript is spliced from 9 exons. The coding region runs from base 78 to 1337 and encodes 419 amino acids. Gene Ontology annotation, molecular function: zinc ion binding; metallocarboxypeptidase activity. Gene Ontology annotation, biological process: proteolysis. NCBI's taxonomy places the organism in Eukaryota, Metazoa, Arthropoda, Arachnida, Sarcoptiformes, Oppiidae. The record is from RefSeq and is a predicted model, not a curated record.
AAUAGAGAAAGAUUUGUAUGAAAAAUAGUUAAUUCAGUUUUGUUUUGUACAAAGAUUUUGACGGUUUGUCGACCAAAAUGAUGUACAAAACCGCACUGAUUGUUGCUUUUGUGGGAACGGCUAUCGCAUCACUAGUUGUAGAACCGGAGCCUCCGGUCGACUUUAGUCAGCACCAGAUCGUCAAAAUCCUACCAAAACGUUUCGGUGAUUUGCAACGAUUGCAUCGACUUCAGGAUGUCUUUGAUACCAAAGUUGACUUUUGGGGUCCACUAAUGCGUGAUAUGCGACCAGUCCUGUCACUGGUUGGUCCCGAUGGUGGCCAAGACUUUCUCAGAGCUCUUAACGGUUCACGCAUUCAGUACGAAGUGGUGGCCAAUAGUUUUCAGAAAGUGAUUGACGAGGAAAGGGCUGCAAACGAAAAGUCUGCUUUAUAUAGUACUCGUGACUAUGAUUACGAUACCGUUUAUCACACAUAUGAGGAUAUUGUGGCCGAAAUUAAUACAUUGCAAUCCAAGAGCAAUAAAGUAAAGACUGGUGUCGUGGGAAAGACAACCCAGGGAAGAGAUAUCCCAUACAUUUCCAUUACAAACCCGAACGGGGGUAACAAGAAAGUCAUAUUUUUUGAAUGCGGUAUACAUUCACGUGAAUGGGUCACCACAGCUGCCUGUAUGUGGAUAUCCAAUCAAUUGAUAUCUACCACAACUUAUGACAAAUAUCUGGACAAAUAUGAAUUCAUUAUUGUUCCCACACUUAAUUCCGACGGUUAUGUGUAUACGUGGACAACCAACAGGAACUGGCGUAAAACUCGUUCACAGAAUGGUCUGUGUUAUGGCGCUGAUCCCAAUAGAAACUGGGACGCCUCAUUCUGCACUCAGGGAGCCUCGACCAACCCGUGCAGUGAUACCUACUGUGGAAAGUCGGCUUUCUCGGAACCGGAGGCCAAAGCAAUGUCUGAAUUAGUCAAAAAAAGCCAGGGCAAUAUUGCCGCCUAUUUUGCUAUACAUAGCUAUAGCCAACUCUGGAUGUACCCCUGGGGCUACAAAUAUGAUGAACCAUCUAAUAGUAAACAAUUGAAUGAUAUCUCCAAAUCAUCGGUGGCCGCCAUUAAAGCCACAAAUGGCCUAACCUUUCAAUACGGAAGCAUUGCUAACACUAUUUAUAUAGCAUCGGGAUCUAGUAUUGAUUGGRCAUACGAUAARGCGGGWGUGCAAAUAUCUUUUGCUCUGGAGCUCCGGGAUACUGGAAAAUAUGGAUUUAUUUUGCCACCCGAGCAGAUAUURCCGGCUUCYAAGGAAACRUGGGCCGGUCUCAGAGCAGCCAUYGAUAAUUUGCCUUAAARUUCAUUAUUACUA